This is a messenger RNA of Symbiodinium necroappetens, 1008 nucleotides long. The record is from the annotation of a GenBank genome assembly. NCBI's taxonomy places the organism in Eukaryota, Dinophyceae, Suessiales, Symbiodiniaceae.
AUGUUUGACUUUGAUGCGCUGGAGCAGUCGGAGGCGAGUGCGCAACUGGUGACUUUCUCUCAAGCCGAUUCCGGCGACCCUUUCACAGAGGGCUUGAACUUCCCCGUGGGAUCACUUCUCAAGUCGGUCGCUCCUGUGAGAAUGCGUGCAGAAACGAGUCUUGACAGCCGUUUGGUUUGCACGAUCCAGCCGGGACAGAUCGCUGAAGUGCAGGCUUGCUCCGGGCGGAGGCUGUUCAUCGUCUGUGGUGGACAGGAGGGUUGGGUGUCCGCCAUCGCGCUUGAUGCAACCAUCCUCUGGCAGCAGGAGAAUGGCAAUAGCUGGGAUCAGACUGAAGACCUUCGACAGACUCUCCGUGUGAGGCCAUUCCGAGAAGUUGAUCGUCCGUUUCUCCAGCGUAUCGAGGCGCAGUGCUUUGGGCUGCGAGAUCAGUCCUUGCAUCUGUGGCUGAUGGAAGCUGCAGCACCUGGUUCCCGCACGUGCGUCGAUGUUGCCGUUGUUGACACUGCAGUGGCGGGCUACUGUGCUUGGCGCCUCGAGGGCGAUCUGCACUCCCCGGUGCUCUACGUCCUCAGCUUAGCGGUGGAGGCAACCCAGCGCAGGCGGGGCUACGCCGAGGAGCUGCUUCGCCAUGCAAUAAAGCGCGGCGAGAGCAGCGGUGCGGCUGCCGCGACAUUGCAUGUGCGUGUCGACAACAAGCCGGCCAACUCUUUGUACUCUCGCUUAGGCUUUGUUCUCGUUGCUCACGUUCACGACUACUACGGAAAUUGCGAUGCUUGGGAGCUGUUGAGGGAGCUACCUGCCAUGGUGAAGCGCACAGUGGAUCACACACUGGUGCUGAAACUGCGUGCUGAAGGAUUUCCCCAGAUCUGUGUGAUCCGUAUGCUGCAGUGGACACACAACAGCGAGGCCAUGGCCGCCCUGCUGGCAGCUGGUGAGGUGCCCAUCGUGGACUGCCAGGAUGUCAUGCGUCAGGGUGGCCGAGCGUUGGGCAGCAGCUGCCGCAUU